This is a messenger RNA of Triticum turgidum subsp. durum (durum wheat), 426 nucleotides long. The record is from the annotation of a GenBank genome assembly. NCBI's taxonomy places the organism in Eukaryota, Viridiplantae, Streptophyta, Magnoliopsida, Poales, Poaceae.
AUGGCCAUGGGGGGGAGGCGGCCGUGGAAGUGCUGCGACCAGCCGAUAUGCCGUGGGUGGAAGUAUCCGGUCUGCGAGUGCGCCGACGAGGUCGACGAGUGCGCGCCCACGUGCCACUCCUGCGUGCCGUCCAAGGCGAACGCCACCCGCAAAGUCUGCGAGGACACCUACAUCGGCAAGGCAGGGCCCGGGUGCACGGAGAAGCCAUGGAAAUGCUGCGACGAGCCCUUCUGCUCCGGCGCGGACCCGCCGACGUGCCACUGCGCAGACGAGGUCGAGCAGUGCGCCCCGACCUGCAAGACCUGCUUGCCGGCGCUGCUUCACCCGUGGACCCGCCACAUGUGCUUCGACUUCUUCCAUGGCUUCCCAGGGCCACAGUGCAGGUACCUUGCUGCUGCCGACGACGCCGCCGGCGGCGGGUACUAG